Molecule: messenger RNA, 1622 nt
Organism: Notodromas monacha
Lineage: Eukaryota; Metazoa; Arthropoda; Ostracoda; Podocopida; Cyprididae
Source: the annotation of a GenBank genome assembly
AUGAAAUUUGUCCUGAGUCGCUGCAUCGCUAUUGUGGACAUUUUGCCGGUUUCAGUGAUGAGCCGAAAUUAUCUGAAUUCCAUUGCGGAAUAUUAUCUAGUUGGCGAUGCUAGAAUCAGCUUUGUGGACUUGCCGUCCAAAACAAAGUUUGAGGAUAUCUGUGACGAUUCCACCGACAUCCUGAUACUCAUCUUGACGACUCCGGAAAACAAGUUCUUCCGCAAGCAACUCCGGCGUAUCUGGGCCAACAAAUGCAACCUGGGUGUUCACAACAUCAAGGCAGUGAUGCUCAUGGGCCACCACCCCAUUUUGUCCCAGGCCACACGAGAAGUCCGGGGCAGCAUGUCGUCCCUGCCUCCUCCCAAUCAGUCGUUCGAGUACAAAAGAAGGUACCGCAUCACUCACCAUGGUUACGUCGUCAACGCGUCGAUAGUGCGCGAGAAUUUACGUCAUGGUGACGUCGUCAUGGUGGACCAGGUGGAGUCCUACAAGAACCUCACCUACAAGGUCGCUGCUGGGUUCCAAUGGGGACAUCGGUACUGUCCGCAAGCAAAGUUCAUUGGCAAGGUGGACGAUGACGUGUUUCUGGGUACGGAGAGGUUGAUGUUGUACUUGCAAGGCUACGACGGGGGCAAAGCGAUCGUCGGUUCCCACAAUAUGGUUUAUGACCCUGCUCGUUGGAAUGCUUCGAGGUGGUAUGUGACGUAUAAUGAUUAUCCGAAGCGGGUGUACCCUCCUUACUCAAAUGGCUUCACAUACUUCAUGACAUACGAGUACGUGGAAGAUAUGCUCGUGUACUUGCGAGGAAGACGACUUCUUCCUGUUGAAGAUGUCCAGCUGACCGGACUGGUGGCCGAUGCCAUCCACGCCAAGCGAGUGAACUCCUUUCUCGACGGCGGCGGAAACUGGACCUUCCUCGGCGACUGUUCGAUGCUCGGGAAUUGGUUGAACAGAACGGGAACGUCGUACGAGGAUGGGCCGAUCUCAGUGCUGUGUUUCGACACGAAUUACGUCGAGUUUGCGAGGCAAAAACUUGCGUUGCAACGAUUGCAAAGGUUCGCGCGAGGCUUGGGAUUGCGAGGGUGGCCUUUCGAAUUCUAGGGAAAAAGAAUCCGUGUCCUCGCAUGUAUAUACAGGAGACAAUAAUGUGAGAGAUAAUUGUAUUAUCGUUGUAUCCCAAAUCUCGACAGGCUUGAGUUCAUGAUUCACGCCGAUUUGUGGCUUUCUCUUCAUGCGUGAAGGAAUGUUGGCGUGAUCUUCCAUCCUGAUCGGACGUAUAGUGGCAAAUUUUCAGUUCUUAAGUUGGUUUUUUCGAAUGUUCUUCAGCCACUUCGCGGAGAAUUUGAAGAGCAGUGCCUCAUCGAAGUGCGGUACGUGGUUCAAACCUGAAACGAAGUUUUAAUUGUCCGUUAAUUUAUUUCGACCUUCGGUCAAGCGUGAUGAAUUGUUUCUUGUACAGAACCUGGUAAGUGGCUGGCGAUGCUCGCAAUUGUGAUCGUGACGAUGGUUCCGAUGUGAACCGUCAGAAGGUAGGAUAUUGUGUAAAGCUUCUUCACACCUUCGCUAUUGAACGACGAUGAAAAGAAACGUGUGAGCACGAAACAUGAGCAAGUUUGAUUUCA